This is a messenger RNA of Penicillium daleae, 2127 nucleotides long. RefSeq lists its product as uncharacterized. Gene Ontology annotation, molecular function: histone deacetylase binding. Gene Ontology annotation, biological process: negative regulation of transcription by RNA polymerase II. Gene Ontology annotation, cellular component: Sin3-type complex. The transcript is spliced from 4 exons. The record is from RefSeq and is a predicted model, not a curated record. Bases 1 to 2127 code for a protein of 708 amino acids. NCBI's taxonomy places the organism in Eukaryota, Fungi, Ascomycota, Eurotiomycetes, Eurotiales, Aspergillaceae.
AUGGAAGUGGCUGAGAGCAGAGAGCAGACCUCAGUUGGUCCGACAACGGGGGCAGAGUCAACCAUGACCAAUGGCGAGCGGAAUCCCUUUUUGGAUGACCCUCUCAUGGAUGACGGACGAUCGAGUAGCUUGAGUGAGAUCGACGACGUCUCCGACGACGAGCCAUCUGACUUUGACGACUCGCCCAAGCUCGAGAAGCAGCUGGAAAACGACUCGGAGGCAGAAACCGAGCGCAUCGAGGACUCCCCGCACAAUAUUCGAAAACGUGACAUUGUGCUCAGCGCUGGCGGCACUGGCAGCGCUGGUCCGAGUCCCAGCAAGCUUCACCAGUCUACCACCCUUGACGAUGUCGACGAUGACGAGCACCUAGUGGACGACUCGCCCAGCAAACCACGCCGGCCCUCCAGCAACGCAAUCGAUGACGAGAAUGCCGAUCUCGACGAUGUCGAACUCCCCGAUAGUAUCGGAAAGAAGCGCAAACGCGUUGAAGCCGGCGACGAAACCGGGACCGAGCUUGGCGAAGACGAGCCGCUCAAGAAACGCCGAAGCUCCAUCAAGAGCGAUCUGAGUGACCCGAUCGAUGACGAUACCCCUCUUUCACCGGAGCCAAUGAUGGAUGAUGAGCCAGCUCCAAUAAUGGACGAUGAGCUGCCUAUUGACGACAUCCCCGAAUCAGAACUGCCCGCUAUACCAUCCAAGGGCAAAAGGGGCAAAAAGGGUAAGCGGAAAGGAAGGAGAGUCCAAUAUGGAGACGAGGAUACAGAGACUGGCGAUGCAGACGCUAGUAUAGAGGAUGCUGCUGACGACAAUCUUGGUGAAGUUGAAGAACCAACGGAACCUGUCGACGAAGUCGAUGACGCUGAAGCCGCUGCUCGGGUGGAAGAAGAGUCUGCGAAAAAGAUGUCUGCCAUGGAAUCAUUGGCGACGUUGGAGAAGGAGUUUGCGACGUUACGAGACAAAAUUUACGAUGAACGGAUCACAAAGCUCAAUCGCGAGUUGGAAAUGCUGACAGGUCCGAAUCCGACGCAUCCCGAGUACCUGCGUCAGAUUGAAUGUGUGCAACGUUACCGGGACGCCAAAAUCAAAUACGAGCACACCUUGUACCGCUACCGCAUGAAGGCUUUGUUGAAUAAGAGCCUGGCCGAGCGAGCGCAGGGUCACAGCACCUUUUUCCAGCGCGUUCGAGAUGUACGUGAACGCCAUUCAAGUGCGAUCAGCAAGCGAUUCUAUGCGAUCCAGCAUGAUCGUUUCAAGACGGAUGAGUUGAGCCCGCACCAUAUUGUGCCAUUCCCGACCCGCCGAUCGCAGCAAAUCGCACAUCAGACCGCCUACAACCAUGAGGUUUCCAUCAUGGCUGGUGUUGCCAAGUAUGUUGGCUUCCCGGCUGCGCCGACUUUAUUGGGAGCUCGUCCGUCCGAAUUGGACGAUGAUUUGGAGAAGAUGGGGAUAACUAUCGAGACGCGAGUGUCGGUUCCACGACAUUCACAUUCAUCGGCAAUGCCCCCUCGUGGUACUGUGUCAGCCAUGUCGUCCAGCAUUUUCCGCACAGCCGCCGAGGAAGCCUUCCUAGAGCAAACGCCCUGGGCCAAUCCUCAACAUCCCAUCCAUCAACAACAGCCACAGCACCAAUACUCUCAACAUCAUCGGCCCCCGGCAUCCUCGUACGCCACACCAGCAGCUCAAAAGCGGGUAGUUGAUAUCAACGCGCCCAAUGGAUCUGCGUCCACUAUUCCCGAGAAUAUGUCGGCGGCCAACUCAUCCGCCAACAACACCCCCUACGGCAUCGAGCAGGAUCCUCGUCACCCCGCUCAAGGGCCGUUUCGAAAUCCAGACUACGACACUGAGCAUAAAUCUGGAUUCCGAUCUCAUAGUUCUUCUCCCUUAGACGUUCGAAAGGCUCAGCCACACCCGGGCCAUCUCCUCGAACGGCGCUCUCCAGGGCCCGAUGCGUCCCACAAUUCUCUCUUCUCCCCACUUCCCGCUCGGGCUGGUUUGUUCCAACCCUCCACCUCCAAACCGAGUGCCUCGCCAUCUCUCCCUUCGAAGCCAGUCGACUCGAUACAUUAUCACCCACACCAACAUGAGAUCUCUGCGGAAUCAGGUUCAAGUCAUUUGCCUGCUCGGUAA